AUGGUGUACGAUGUAUGUAUAGUUGGGACUGGGCUGUGGGGCUCUGCAGCAGCUCGACAUGCCACCAAAUCUGGCCGUAAAGUUUGUCUCAUUGGACCAAGGGAACCAACAGAAAAGGAGCGUCCAUCUCGUGAUAUUUUCAGUUCUCACUAUGACGCCGGACGCAAUGUACGCAAAUACCAAGGCACCGAUCACAUUCGCUCUCUAUUAACAAUGCGUACUCUUGAAAGCCUCAAGAACCUUGAACAGAUCACAGGAAUGAAACUAUUCAGUGACGUUGGUCAUCUGUUUUACGGCAAGUACGUCAAUGGCCAACUGACAGCAAUUGCCAAGGAAGGAGGGCGUUUCCUCUCUGCAUCUGAAGUGCAAGACCUAUAUCCAUUUCUAGACACAAGCAAAUAUGGCGACCAAGCUUUCUUGUUCCCACAAGACGCCGGUUACGUCAACCCCCGCCUUGUUGUGGCUGCCCAACAGAAAGUUGCAAAAGAACAAGGUUGCGAUAUCAUCGAUGACGUAGUAGAGUCAGUUGAAGAGGAGAGCUACCAGACUGACAAGGAGGCAGUGAUGAAGAUCAUCACGAAGUCAGGGAACAUUUUUUGGUCGAAAAGGGUGCUGUUAUGUUGCGGUGCGUUUACGCAACUGAAAGAUCUCCUGCCACGUGAUUUAGAGCUGGAUCUUAAAGUAGACGGGACAUUUGUUGUGAAACUUGAAUUGGGAGAGGAAGAUGUAGCGAGGCUUAGCACAAUGCCUACCGGAACAUCGAUCACUGAUCCAGAAUUAAAUUGUUACUUUCUGCCUCCAAUUAAAUAUCCAGAUGGGAAGACCUACAUGAAGAUAGGACCAGGUUACUUUUACCAAACUAGACUCACGACUCUCGAGGAUGUGAAACGAUGGUAUCUAUCGGCGCCUAACCAGGAGUACGUGGACAAACUCAAGGACAUCUUUUUAAGUAUUGUAGAAGAUGACUGA
This is a messenger RNA of Asterias rubens (European starfish), 969 nucleotides long. RefSeq lists its product as uncharacterized. Bases 1 to 969 code for a protein of 322 amino acids. Lineage: Eukaryota; Metazoa; Echinodermata; Asteroidea; Forcipulatida; Asteriidae. The record is from RefSeq and is a predicted model, not a curated record. The transcript has 5 exons. Gene Ontology annotation, molecular function: flavin adenine dinucleotide binding; sarcosine oxidase activity.